UCAACUGCUACCGCUAGUACAGCUGCUCCCAGCAGCACACGAUAAAGCCUUCAUGGCUUUCCCGCUGCUCUCUUGCUCCUCCUCGUUCUCUCCGCUUUCUCCCUUGAAGUUCUCUCUCCGAGAAAGGAGGCCCUCUCCUCCGCCUCCGCGUCCGACGCCACUGCGUCCGCUAUAACUCUCAGCUCCGCGGAUAUUAACUAAUGGCAGUCGCUCAGCAGAAGCCUUCCGUCUCGUGCGCGCACCUGAAGGUUAUUAACCUCUAAUCCGCACUCGACGCACCUGCACACCACUCACCUUCGCCCUGCUGGUUCAUCCCGCCACCUGACAGUGCCAUCGCACUCUACUGCCAGGCAGAAGCAGAAGCAGAAGGAGUAGCAGUCACAGGGGCGGGAGCAGGAGCAGCAGCAGGAGCAGCAGGAACCUGCUUUCUGAACGGCACGUGGGUGAGAGAGAGAGAGAGAGAGCUUGCGUCUUCUUCCAAGGAUGAGCCUCGUGCUCUCAGAAACCACCGGUUGCGGAGGGGGAUGCAGCAACAGCAGCAGCAGCAGCAGCACCAGCAGCAUGAGCAGCAACAACCACAGCCUCAACAAGGGUGGAAGCCAUAGCAGCUGCAGCAGCAGCAGCAGCGACUCGGACAUUGUAUUCGAGUCUGGUUUCCAGUAUCCUCGGGCACUCACGUACCACACUGGUAACCACCCUGGUAACCACACUGGUAACCAUACUGCGGUUUCUUCAGGUCCCUGCCACCCGUUCUACCGGCACCUGGGCAGGAGCUGCCGGCUGGACGGCAGUCCCAGGCAUUUCCACGCGCCCUGCUCCCUGCACCGCCCGGCGCUCGCCCUCCCCGCCAUCACCAUGCCCCCGCCUCUGCAUCUCGACGGCUCCCCCUUCGCUUGCUCGCCUCCUCCCUCGGCAGGGGCGUUUGAUGGGCUCGCGCCGGCGGUGGGCAGCCCGCAGCACGGGAAGAGGCCGAGGCCCCGCAGCAAGUUCCGCUGCACAGUGCUGCUGCCAGGAGAGGCAGAGGCGGAGGCGGAGGGGGAAGUGGAGGGGGAAACGAAGGGGGAAGCGGAGGCGGAGUGUUCUGCUGGUGCUGAGCCCUCUGGAAAGGGCGCUGACAGUGCUGGUGCUGCUGCUGCUGCUGCUGCUGCUCCUGCUGGAGGUGCUACAGAGUGGGCCGAGAAGAAGAGGAAGAAGCAGAAGAAGGGCCCAGCGGCUGGCUGUGGUGUGAGGCGCAUGCUGCGGCUGAGUCUACACGACAGCAAGGAGAACGGGGAAGAGCGGCUGCAAGGAGCGCAAGGAACGCCCGGAGUGUUAGCACCGCUCACACUGCACGGCUCGGGCUCUGCUUCUGCCUCCGGUGCCCAGGGCUCUGGCGCUCCGUUCACCUUUCCAGGACCUGGUGCCAGCAGCAGUGGCGGUUCUGCUCUCUCUGCUCAGAACACGACGUGGAUGAUGGUGGUGGGGCAGCAUGGGCAGCCAGGGCAGCCAGGGCAGCCAGGACAGCCAGGGCAGCCAGGGCAGCCAGGGCAGCAGGGGCAGCAGGGGCAGCAGGGGCAGCAGGGGCAGCAGGGGCAGCAGGGGCAGCACAUGCAGCAAGGGCAGCAACCCAUGGGUGCUGCUGCAGGCAUCGCUUCUGGGGCGGGAAUACACUGUGCUACAGUCAACCACUCCCUGCUCCCAUCUCCGGCAUCCUCUCUGCCCAACUCACCAGCACCCAAACUUUCACCAGCAGCAGCGCCAGCACCAGCAGCAGCAGCAGCAGCAGCACCUGCCCUAUCGCUUCCACUGUCAUCGGCGCUAUCACCAGCACCAGCGUCCCUGGGGAGUGAGGCUCUCUACCCCCCUGCGAGCCCGCACUCGCCUCGGCGGCAGUUUGACCCGUUCGCAGCGCCGCUCACCUGCCCCGCCACGCCCCGCAAGCCCACGUUGCCGCCGGGCGGAUCGGCAUCGGAGCAUCUGAGAGUGGCGGAGGAGGGCGCUCCUGCCAGGCGGGUGAUGCGCCGCCUGCUCUUCCACUGAUGCUGCUGCUCCUGACAUGCAUCCUCCCAACAUGACCUGACCGCACCUAAUCCCACCUGACCCCACCUGACCCCACCUGACCCCACCUGACCCCACCUGACCCCACCUGCAAGACCCCUUCCCUGGACCUGACAAGCCUCCUUGACUCACUGACAGCUCCAGGUGCUAACUGCCUGUGCCCCUCACGUGCCAGCACUGCCUCUCUCCUGCCUUUUCCCCCUCCUCCACUGGCCCUAACCGCCCUGCCAGAGGCUACAGCACGACGUGCCAGCAAGACCUCUCCCAGUUCACACCUCCAUGCAUCCCCUGGCAGCAGCAGCUGCUGUGUCUUCCACAUGCGCACCAGCCAAGCACUCACGCAAGCAAGCAUGAGCGCCAGUGUCUGUGCCACAAGUCGUGGCUGGUGCUCGUUGCUGACAACCCCCCCCCCCUUCCCUCCAUGCCUCUGCACCUGCACUGCAUGCCUCUCUUUGGCAAACCUGCACAGAGGGUCCCUGGCAACACCAACCUCUGCAGCGCCUCUCUUGUGCCGUAGCUUUCAUACCCAUCUGUCCUUCCAACAAGACCCCUCCCUCACUCAGCUUCCCUGAGGCCGAGACUGGAUGCUGCUUGCUUGUGUGGUGUAGCAUGUGAUUGUAUAGUAUCUUGUGUAAAUAAAUAAAUAUGUAUGCUGUAU
Molecule: messenger RNA, 2695 nt
Organism: Closterium sp. NIES-67
Lineage: Eukaryota; Viridiplantae; Streptophyta; Zygnematophyceae; Desmidiales; Closteriaceae
Source: the annotation of a GenBank genome assembly